This is a messenger RNA of Lottia gigantea (owl limpet), 1332 nucleotides long. RefSeq lists its product as hypothetical. NCBI's taxonomy places the organism in Eukaryota, Metazoa, Mollusca, Gastropoda, Lottiidae. Bases 145 to 1332 code for a protein of 395 amino acids. Gene Ontology annotation, molecular function: protein binding. The record is from RefSeq and is a predicted model, not a curated record. The transcript is spliced from 5 exons.
GGAAAUGUCGAUAAUAAUUUUCACUGGUGAAAGGAAAAACUAUGUUUUUAUCUAUUAGAGGUCACAUAGGGAAAACUGAGGCCUGGAAAACAUGUAAUCCCUAGCCAGAAAUCUUCGGCCACCGAUUUGGGUGACUUUGGAGAAAUGGGGGAAAUAUUUCACGGAUUUGAGCUGCUUCUUUUUAAAAGAUUCCAAUCACAUCCCGAGCAAUGGCGAGAGUGGAGAGGAAAAUUAAUGGAGAAAGUUGGAGAGAAAGGAUUGCUCAUAGAUGACUUAGAUGACAUUGGUGAUAUUCCCCAAAGUUUGUGGUACUUGUCAGUGUCCCUACAUACAAGACAGAAAUAUAUUUUAUCUUUAGUUAAAGACGAGAUAGAACGCGAAAAACAGAAACAGUUUCCUAGACAAAAUGAAACAUUAUUAUCUCGAUAUCUUAGCCGUCAUCAGUUCACAGAGUUCCAUCUGGAUAGUAUGUUUAAAUAUGGGGAGGAUAACAGACUGCCUCGAGAGAUAUUUAAGUGUGAGAAUGUUCGUUAUUUAUCGUUAAAGUAUAACACUCUAGACUCCAUCCCUCCAGACAUCGGGCGAUUAACGAAGCUCCAGUAUCUAGCCUUAACCAACAAUAAACUACAAGUGCAAUCCAUUCCCUUUACCUUGUGUUUCUGUAAAAACCUUAAAACAUUACUCUUAGACAAUAAUUUAUUAGAUGCGCUGCCUGGAUUUUUACUCCAAAUCUCGUCCAUAGACACUGUCCAUCGUCAUGGAAACCAUAAUUAUUUUAAGGCAACGUUUAUGUGGUAUCAUACAGAUGUGAAUUAUCGAAUUAUACCAAUUUCUGGAGCUACAGACCAUAGUGUAUUAAACAAGUAUGAAUCUUUACAGUUUUGGGCUGCCAAGGCUAUCAUCUCAUCCAAAAAGGAUUUUUUUAAUGAUCCCUCCAUUGCUCUAGUUUUAAAGGACUAUAUUUCUGAUAUAUAUAAUUUAUUCAAUAUUUGUCACAAUUGUAACACAUCAUCAUUAUCAUAUAAAUCUGGCUAUAAGAUCAUCACCUUCAAAAAUCCCUACCUUGGUAACACUUGUGUUCCGUUCCAACAUUGGGCCUGUUCAGCUGAUUGUGCGCGAGCCUUGGAAGUACCAGCAAGGAUCGAACAAAUCCAAGCUUCCAAAGAACUAGAUCGAAAGUAUGAUGAUUACAUUGAGGAUUGUCAGACUAGAUUUCAUAACUGUCGAAGGUCUGUUUUAUCAUGUAGUUCUACACCUACAUCCAGUAUAGAAUCCGAAAUUGGUAGUGUGAUUGAGGAAAGGAAUUCUAAAUGUACCUGCAGUAUUUUAUAA